CAAAAAAAGAAACGAGAUUUCAUGAUAUCAGCUGUCAACACUGAAAAUAGAAUCCUUUUCAAGCCUUACCAGGUCAAUUUAAUGCGUCAAGUCGUAGUUUGGAAAUGUCUGAAUCAUACGACUUCUUAUUUAAAUUCUUGGUGAUAGGGAGUGCUGGUACAGGAAAAUCUUGUAUUUUGCAUCAGUUUAUAGAAAAUAAAUUUAAACAAGAUUCUAAUCACACCAUUGGAGUAGAGUUUGGGAGUAAAGUGGUUAAUGUUGGCGGCAAGUCAGUAAAGUUACAGAUCUGGGACACUGCUGGUCAGGAAAGGUUCAGAUCUGUAACAAGAAGUUAUUAUAGAGGUGCAGCAGGUGCACUUCUUGUGUAUGAUAUAACAAGUCGAGAGACUUACAAUGCCUUAACAAACUGGUUGACAGAUGCCAGGACGCUGGCCAGUCCAAAUAUUGUCAUCAUACUUGUAGGAAACAAAAAAGAUCUGGAAGCUGAGAGAGAAGUUACUUUUCUCGAGGCCAGUAGAUUUGCACAAGAAAAUGAACUGAUGUUUUUAGAGACCAGUGCAUUGACUGGAGAAAAUAUUGAAGAAACAUUUCUGAAGUGUGCAAGAAAUAUUUUGACCAAGAUUGAAUCAGGUGAAUUAGAUCCUGAGAGAAUGGGAUCAGGUAUACAAUAUGGUGAUAGUUCAUUACGUCGUUUACAGCAAAGAGAACAACAGCGACAGAAGAAAGGAAUCUGUGACUGUUAGCAUUUGUAGUCUUUCAGUAAUCUAUGUUGUUUGUACAUGCUAACCUAUAUAACAGUUCUUUAUACUUUGGAUGAGUUAUCUCCCAUUGUAGUUGUCUAUUUAGACAUAGCUAAUUUAUUCUUGCUUCAAGGUAUUAUAUAGAACACUGAAAAGCCAGAUAUUCUCAUGUAUCUGCUUAAACAUUUGGUUGUGAUGUUUGUAUACAAUUACAUAGGUAUAUUGAUAUUAAUGAGAUGCGUCUAUAGAUCUGUUAAUUUUGAAUUUUAAUGGUUUUGUGGAUUAUUAGCAUUGCUAGGAUAUAAAUUAAUGAUGUGAACUUUCGUCAGUAAGUGUCUAUAAAUGAUCCACUUCUUGUCCAAAUCCAAUUGAAAGGUUUGUUAUAUCAAACUUCAGGGAUAAAUCUGCAGGGCAUUAUGCACCUGUUACUAUGAAUUCAGAAAUCUAUAGAUUUCACUUUAAAAGAGUAAGAAAAAAAGUUUAAUAAUUUGUACAGUUUGAAAGCUAUCAGUAACUUGGAAUUCUCUGGACCAGUUCCUUAACAUGUGUAAUUCCUAUUGUAUUGUGCAAUUUAAAUGGACCCACAUCAAAUGUGGAUUAUUUAAAUUCCAAUAGUUGUUUCUUAAUUUCAAACUAAUUCUUAUCUCUUCCAAUAGUGAUAAACAUUCAUGACAUUUUGUUAUUUUUGUACAUAUAGGAUGAUCAAGGGAAAUACUAGCAACAAUACUAUUGUUGUUGUUAGACAAUAAAGGCUUACUAACAAUUCAGCAAUGCUAUAAUUUUUUUUGUCGCUGUCCAUUUUGUCAUUUGUUAUAUAAACAUAUUGAUAUCAAGUGUAAUUUGUCAGUACAAUGUCAUGAAGAAAAUAUUCAUGGGUAUGAUAUGCUCAUACAUUUAAAAUUUAGGGGUUUAAUGAUUUUUAGCUGAAUCUUGUUUAAAUUUUGCCAAUUUUUUCUUGAAAAGAGAUAAAAAUCUUAAAAGAAUUUUAGAAAUAUCCGUAUAUUUAUUCUCAUACUAUAGUUCUUUUGAAUUGUGAUUUAGUAAAUUUAACAGUUAAUUAAGAAAGGAUUUUAAUGAAAAAUAAACAUUUCAUUUUGCAAUUUUAGUUUAGAGAUGUAAUGAAUAACUGAAAGAUUAUCAAAUCCUCAAAAUUAAAAUUCUUAGUUUGCAAUUGUGUGGUGACAUCAAAUGCUUUUGUAAUUGUAUCAUUUAUGGUAGCAAAAAUAUUUAAAAUACACAACACAAAAUAUGCUUGAAAAAGUUUGCAAAAAAUGAAGUGCUUUCAAAGUAGAUAAAUAUUAAUAACUUGACCAAACUUAAAAUAUUUAUAUAGUUUUAUGAUCUUCUUUAUUGUUGUUCUGCACAAAUUCAUGAAAAUAUAGCCUUCCAUUAAUCAUGGGACAAACCAUAAUUAUUUAAUUGUGUUGCGUAAAUUCACAUGAUACUAUCAUGCUAUUUCAAACAUGCUUUUGAAAUUUUAAGAAAAUAUUGUUGAAACCUGAAAAAAUGUAAAUAUUAUUUCAAGAAAUAUAUUUAAUUGUUCGCAUUUUUUUUACUUGAGCAUAUAAAGGCAAGCAUUUUUGACAUUUAAGCAUUUUGCCUGACCAAUAAUUGUACUUAUCUAUUUUACUUCCUUGAAAAAGGAUAGGUGAUAAAAUUGUAAAAAUAGAGUAUAAUUCUUCAGAAAAUGAACUGUUACACAUAUGUAAGAUAAUAUUGAGUGAUUUGUUGUAGAUGUUUUGUUAUAGGAGUGCUUGUUGAUAUUUAUAUUUGUGUCAUAUCACAUUUUUUUUUGUAGAGUAUUUGUAUUCUUUUAUUAAAUGUUAUGAGGUUUGUGCAAGGAAUAGGUAACAUUAGUUUGUAAUUUGUCAUGAAGUGAUUUUCUUCAUAUAGCAAGGAUUUUCUUUAGCUCAAAAUUAGUCUGGGAAUAGAAAUAAUGUAUUAAAUUUUUGUUUUAUUAUCAAGAAUUAAUUCAAACAAAGAUUCUUUUUGCAAUGUGCAUUUUAAAGGAUUAUUGUGAUAAUGAAAAGAAAAAUCCACUUAAUAUAAACAACACCUUACUCUUGCUUUGUUAUGGAAAGCUUGCUAUUAGAAGAGUUUUUUACAAUGUUUUAUGCAGAAUUUUGUCUUGAUAAUUACAGUACACCUAAAUUUAUUUAAUUAUAAAUCACUCUUUGUUGUGUGUUAUUACAUAUCUAAUGCAGUUAGUUGAUUGUAAAUGAGUCAUUCUAAACGUCUCUGUUGUUUUCAACAUAUAACAGAUAUAUAGCCGGAUCAAGAGUUCUAUUUUGAAAAAAAAGAAAAAAAAAAAGUUCUAUUUCUAAAUCUCCAGUACCAGUAGUCAGUUUGUUUCACACUGAUCCAUUGAACUCCAAACACAAGUGAGAGUGAUUUAAAUUAAAUCUUCUUAUGUGUAUUUAUAUGAAAUCACUGUUUGAUGACAAGGUGUAUAUAUUAUUUUAUAAGUUAAUUGAUCAUUUAUAUCAUUAAAUAAACAGUUACAUGACAUAACUUGAUCAUGUAUAUUCUCAUGCCUCACAUAUAUAUAUAUUGGAACAAAAACACAGCAAUUAUAUUUCAACUUUUUAAACUAACAACUAAUUAAAGGUUCAUUGAACAUCAAAUUUUCAAUAUUUUAUGUAUUCAAGUAGUUUAUGAAUGACCUUUUUCAUAGUAUUUGUGGUAAAUUUAUUAAAUACAUUUUCUGAAAUAUGCUGUCAAAUGCUUUAACAUGUCCAUGUAAAUUUUCAUGUGGCCAAACACAAUUUGUUACUGAUUUCUGAAAACUGUUGUUUCAACUUUUGGAGGAACUAAAAUAACAAGUGAAAUUUUAUUUUUCAUGCAUAUGCUUGUUUUACAAGGACUAAAUACCUUCAUAGUACAUGAACAUUGUAUUAUGCUUUUAAUAUCUAAAAUAUACUCUCAUUCAUGGAUCCAAUUUGCCUUGUAUGUAGAAAAAAUCAUUAGUUAUUGGGACUUUAUAUAACUGCCACAUAUUAUGUCUGCUUGUUUCUACUAUCUCAAGCAUAAUACUGUGUCCACAGUUGAUAUACAUUUCUUCAACAUUUAAGUAUUAUCAUGUUUAGGCCAGGAUAAAUCUUUGUUGAAUUAAUGGUUUCAGACAUUGCAAGAACAAAACCACUCAAGUAUUAAAAUUUCUGAAAAAAAAACAAAGUGAAAAGAUGUGGAACCAUGAAAUAAAAAAAUAGGAAAAUAAAAGUAUUUUGACAAUAAAUACAAGUUACUAGAUGAUUAAAGAAAUAUAUAACUCAUUUCUAGUUGUGCAGUAUCUAUAAUAUGCAAAGUACAGUGAAACCCUGAGUAAACUGGACACCUGUCUUAACUGAACUCAGCUUGGAUAAGUUUCACUGUUCCUGGUAAAUAACCGUACAUUGUUUUUGAUGUCGUGCAAAAUAUAUCAUGCAUUUAUCAGAAUAUUAAAGUUGUUGUAUAAUAAAUUGCAUAAUAACACCACAUGUAAAGGAGUAGGCCCGGUAAGACCCCUUUUUGGCCCCAAAAUAUAGCAUUUUUACCAAUUUGUUAAAAUGUAAACUUUAGCUAAUUUUUGGAAAGAAAAAUACUUCUGUUCCAUAAAUAUGGGCUGUUUUUGACAAUACAAUGCACAUGCAUCAGGUAAUAGCAUAAAAAAUCAUGCAAUCUUACUGAAAUCUUCACAAUUUUAGCAUUUGUGCUAAUUUUACGACGGUUUUUGUCCAAAAUGGAAGUGGCCGCAUUUGUGUUCAGUCUUAAUAUUUAAAUAUAUGUUGUAUUUGAUGAUAAUACAUAACAUAUAUAAAGGUUGAGACUGAACACGAAUGCGGCCACUUACAUUUUAGACACAAACCAUCUGAAAAGUGACGUUUAAUGGCAUAUUUGAUAGAUUUUUCAUAAUAAAGCUUGAAUUUGAGCGUCUUUAAUGACCAAAUCAGUCCAAAUCUUUUACAUAAACUAAUUGAAUCAACUGAGGUAGACACUUGAGUGUUUAAAAAAUGUAAAAAAUCUUUCAUUAGAUGUACUUCGAAUAAUAGGCCAAAACGAGCCCUUACCGGACCUUCUCCUUUGUAAAGCUGUCGAGGUUGCAUGUUUGUGUGAAUUGUCAGUGUUAAGCACUUUGUGAUUAUCAGUUUUCUGUAUAAAAUCUUGUAUGUAUACUGAAAUUUUGUUCAAUGUGGUAGUAUCGUUUCUCGACAUUCCUUUUAACUUCCAACAAACAAAACAUAGAUGAUCUGUAGUGUAUGUUAAGAUGAGUAAGCAUUUAUAUUACAUGUAGGAAUUAAAUUAAACCCUUUUUCUGCAAAAUAUAUUUCUAUUCACAAAUACGAAAUGAAUGAUUUUUUUACUAUUUGAAUAGUCAUUUACAUUUUAUUAACUUUAGCAUUAGGGUAUAAAUGAUAUUUUCAUGAAAUAUUCCUAGAAAUAAAAAUUUAUGAGGUGAUGCAAUCUAAUUUACGGCAUAAUUGCAGAAUACAAAUUUUACCGAAAAUGCUAUUUUCAAGCAAAGUGACAAUAUAAUGGACCCAUUUUAUGUUUGGUUCACAAUGACUCAAAAUUUUCCAAUUUGAUUCUAAGAUAAACUGUUUUAUUUAUUGAUAUUCAAGUAAGUGGGGAAAGGUUCAGAUCCUUCAAAACAUGAAUAAUGCAAGAUCCUUUCAUGAAAUAUCUGGUCCAAGACUUUUAACAAACAGUUCAUUUAAUUGUGGCAAAUAUAAAUAACAAGUAACAUGGUAAUGCAUCAAAACACUAGACAUGUUUCCAUGACAACAUUAAAUCCUAUUGUUGUAUCUGAUAUUUUUAAGACGUUGUUUCAACAACAAAUAAAAUAAUUCAUUAUCAUA
Messenger RNA from Mytilus californianus (California mussel), 5575 nucleotides. Its product is annotated as ras-related protein Rab-4B. The record is from RefSeq and is a predicted model, not a curated record. Gene Ontology annotation, molecular function: GTPase activity; GTP binding. Lineage: Eukaryota; Metazoa; Mollusca; Bivalvia; Mytilida; Mytilidae. Gene Ontology annotation, biological process: Rab protein signal transduction; regulation of endocytosis. Gene Ontology annotation, cellular component: endosome. The transcript is spliced from 7 exons. Bases 105 to 743 code for a protein of 212 amino acids.